Medioppia subpectinata is the source of this 1257-nucleotide messenger RNA. Lineage: Eukaryota; Metazoa; Arthropoda; Arachnida; Sarcoptiformes; Oppiidae. The record is from the annotation of a GenBank genome assembly.
AUGUCAACCCUCCAGAGAGCCAUACAAGUGGUAACCGAAGCCGCGGAAGAAGACAAAAACCAGAAUUACUCGGAAGCGCUUCCGCUGUACGAGAAGUCCAUCCAUCGCUUUCUUCUAGCGCUUACAGAUGAAACGCUGUCCAAAAGUGCCAAAGAGGUUAUACGUCCGAAAUGUGACCAAUACUCAGACAGAGCGGCAAAAAUAAGGGCCUAUCUGGGGCUCCCGGAGCUGAGCACGCGUUUGGAUUCGGAGGUGACAACACUUGUAAACCAAUUGGACGGUGCGAUUGUCAUCGAAAAGGCCGACACCCAGUGGUCAGCGGUGGCCGGACUCGAGGCGGCGAAAGACACGCUGCGAACGGCGCUAAUAAUGCCGCACAAGUUUCCGCACCCAAUCGCUGGCCGUCGGCCGCCGUGGAAAGGGAUCCUAUUGGUGGGCGCGCCCGGUGUCGGCAAAUCACUGCUGGUUAAAGCCGUGGCCACCGAAGCGGCCGACUAUUGGACAUUCUUUGUGGUGUCCAUCGAUAAACUGAUCCCCAAAUGGCUGUCUUGUGGCGGGAAAGAGGCUGUGACUGAACUGUUGGCAGCGAUUGGCCGACACCGAGAGCCGAGUGUUGUAUUCAUAAACGAUAUCAGUUUCCUCACGAGUGGAUCCAUUGAUGGCACCGUCGAUGACGAGUCGGGAACCGUUGCCCGAAGAGUUGGACACGAAUUGUUGGACCAAUUGCGAGCGCUUGUCAAACAUAACGACCACGUGGUAGUGUUGGGCACCACAAGUAAGCCCUGGUCUGCGAACACAACGAUCGCAGAGUUGUUCCCCAAACGGGUUUACAUACCGGUGCCCGACGAAGACCAACGACUCGAUGUGAUUAAAGCAAACAUCGCUAAUACAGCCAACUCUUUGACCGAUCGAGACGUGCGCUGUUUGGCCAGAAAGACCCAGGGAUUCACCCGCGCGGACAUCCAGACACUGGUCAGUAUGGCGUUGAUGAGGGCCGGGAUAAUCGUCGAGAGGGCCACACAUUUUAAACAGGUUACCGAUCGGGCCAACAGUGACCCCGGAAUAAUGGCCAACGCUCUGUGGACCCCCUGUCCGUCCGAUGACCCUCUGGCUAUUGAGAUAUCCUGCGAUGAUGUGCUUCCGGAUCAGCUCUUGGAGCCCGUGAUAUCAAUAGACGAUGUGUUGUUCGUGUUAUCGAUGGUUAAGCCCAAUGUCAGCGACAGUGAUAUCGAGAGAUUGAAGAAGUUUUGCGAGUGA